Molecule: messenger RNA, 1333 nt
Organism: Danaus plexippus (monarch butterfly)
Lineage: Eukaryota; Metazoa; Arthropoda; Insecta; Lepidoptera; Nymphalidae
Exons: 7
Coding region: 1-1281 (426 amino acids)
Source: RefSeq, a predicted model, not a curated record
AUGACCGAAUCUACCCAUACAGGAAUUUACCACUGGAAAUUAGGAGACGUAGCUCUGGCCAGGAUUUGCAAAAAAGUGUACGCUAAAGUCCAAGUUGUGAAGAAUGAAGAUGGAUUGUUUCAUGAUGAUAAAGUUCUAGGCAUCUCAUCAUGUGACGGUGGGGUUCAAGUGACAGAUGAGCUGUGCUAUCACGUUGAAAUACUCCGCAACAGGCAGAGGUUGUGGCUCCCAUAUACUUGUAUGCACCUGGCUGAACGAUCCAGACCCUACUACGGACCUUCAUAUAAAACACCAGCCGCUAAGCCCGCAGUGAAAACCAGCUCUAGGAAGAGGAAGAUUAUUGAGGAACACAUACUACCUAUUAAUGUGAAACCAUCAAAAUCCAAAGAACCAGAUCUGAAUGUGUCCUAUGAAAGCCGUCAAAAACCACUCAAGCAAGGGAAGUAUGAAAAUGCUUUCAAAGAAUUUGUUAGACUCGGCAAGGAGCAGAUAUUUGAUCAGUUUUACGAUGAGUUAUGUCUUGACAGAGAAAGCAAUGAUGAUAUAUUAUACUAUAUGCAUAAUAUAGAUGCCAGUACCGAGGAUAAGUUCGAUAUGGUCAUCAAGAACAUUAUGACGGAGAAAGAAAUAGAGAAUUACUUGCAUCAGUGCUGGAGAUAUAACUUUGUUCACAAGCAAAUUGAUAGCAAAGAAACAUCCGACAACUUGAAGAUUUUCUCAGCCUCUCCGCCGGUGAUAACAGUUCAUAUAUCAUGGUGUCUGGUUUGCGGGGACAAUGAGAGGCUCCGUGAAUGCACGCUCUGCCCUGCAUCAUAUCACUUGGCCUGUAGAAGAGAAUGGCUGCUGUCUAUUAUACACCGAAAGAAUCCACCAAAGAAAGUUCAGAAGCAAGUGACGCUCGUUGACAAGAUUCUAUCCAGCACAAGAACCAUCAGCAGCGUCCGCAAAGAGAAGGAAAAUCUAGAAGUCUGUCCCAGCUGUAUGUGGGGACCUAAAGUUGGGUACGAUGACGUUGUUUGGCACAAGCUGGGCUCUUGUCCGUGGUGGCCGGCGCGCGUCCUCACACCGGGCGCUCUGCCCUCGUGUCUGCUGACACGCUCACAUUCCCCGCACCACUGGCCGCUCAGAUACUACGGUACCCUGAACUACUCCUGGGCGGAAACCAGUCGCAUGUGCCUCUUCCUGCCGAAGCACACAUCGGCACUGAAGGCCAGGGAUGACAGUCUGAGGCAGGCCGUUUUGGACGCCGCAGAUGACUACAUAGCAGUCUAUCUCACAUAGAGUGAAGGUCGUAGACGUCCAAGGUCGGUAUUAAUAUAACCUAUGACCUUAU